UCCUCGUGCUCGGGAGUCGGGAUACAUCUCUGACGUUGCCACAGAGAGAAAAAAGGGCGUGGCGCCCUGCUCUGUUCGAGCUCGCUACUCGUCGUUCUCAGAUGUGGACGCGGCGGCUGUCAGCGACCAACAACAGGCGGAAAAGGAAGACGAAAACGCAGCCCAAACAUAGCAGCGCGCGCGGCGCCCCCACCGGAUGCCAUGGCACCAACCACGACGCGCGGCUACCUCGCCCUGCGACCUUGCCAGCCUCCUCCCACGUCGCGUCGCGUCUCCACCGGCCGGCGGGGGGCCGUGCCCACGCGCGCGUGGUGCAUGUCGGUGUCGUGCCGUCCCGGCGUCGCCUUCGCCGCUUCGUAAAGCUCACGGCUCCACCCUACCUGGUCACUGACGACGCCCAACCAAACCGUCCAAACGCCCGCCCGCGAGCGCCAUGAGCCACACACGCACGCGCCUGCCUAAAAGCCUAGCCGGAUCGUCCCUCCCCAUGCGCACAUGGACACGGUCGUGGCCACGGCCGCGCGCCGCCUCGUCGCCAAUGCCAUCCACGGCGACCCUCGCGCCCACCGCGCCGCCGGCGGGUCCUCCUCGAGGCUGGGUGCCGCCGCGCGGGCCCCGGCGCAGCGGGAGUCGUUCCCGAUGCUGCUGCCGGUGUUCGUCCUCUUCGUGCUCCUCCUCUGCUUCCUUUCCAUCUUCCUCCUGCGCGACCUCCUCCACUUCUUCUCCCUCUGGCUCCGCCGCCGGCGCCGCCUCCGCGCCGAUGCGGACGCCGCGUCCGGCGCCGGCGCCACGCCGGAAGCGCACGCGCCGCCCAAGCCGGCCGGGCUGGACCCCGCGGUCCUCGCCACGUUCCCCACGGUCCGGUGGAUCGAAGCGACGCCGCAGUCGUCCACGCCGGCGCACGCCGAGUGCGUGGUCUGCCUGUCCGAGUUCGCCGCGGGCGACGCCGUCCGCCUGCUCACCGUCUGCCGCCACGCGUUCCACACGGCGUGCAUCGACUCCUGGCUCGGCGCGCACACCACGUGCCCCGUCUGCCGCUCCGAACUCGACGCGCCCCCGCCCCGGCCAGGCGACGGCGACGGCGGCCGCAUCGCGAUCGUGGUUGACGGUCAGCGAGCCAGCACGGCGGUGGCGGAAACCGACCAGACGACAUCAAACCCGGGAAGCGGUGGCGUGCGAUCGCGACCUGACCGGUGACAUACAUGGUGGCCAGAUGCCGAGUGCCAGGCCGCCGGCGACUUGUCUAGAUUCUUAGUUUUUUUUUUGGUGUGUUUGCUCUGAGGAUGGAUAGCUGCCAGGAUCUGCAUCCAUGGUGAUGCUGGAAAUGUGAAUUUUUGUGUGUGAAUUUUCUGUAUAUGCUGAAGGAAUGAACGAACUGUA
Messenger RNA from Panicum hallii, 1380 nucleotides. Its product is annotated as RING-H2 finger protein ATL28-like. The transcript has a single exon. Lineage: Eukaryota; Viridiplantae; Streptophyta; Magnoliopsida; Poales; Poaceae. The record is from RefSeq and is a predicted model, not a curated record. Bases 496 to 1197 code for a protein of 233 amino acids.